GCGUAGCAGACGCGAAUGUCAAAAAGCUGCAAUGAGCGGCGCGUCUUCGCCAAACGCGUCCGAGCUUCGCGUCCGCCCGCCAGACUCGCGUUCCUCGCUCGCUCUUGUCAAGGCUUCGCUCCCGAGGCCCGUCGGCUGGGUGCACCGGACCGGACCGGAGAGGACCGGAGAGGACAGUCGGUGGGUGGGGGGGAGGAGGAGGAGGAGGAGGAGGAGGAGGAGGAAGGAGGAAGGAGGAAGGUGGAAGGAGGAAGGAGGAAGGAGGAAGGAGGAAGGCUCGCUGCUGUUUUGGACACGCUGGACGCGGAGCAGGAGCCACGCAGAAGCAACAAGGCCACGCCGCAGCAAGCGGACGCCGCCGCCGCCGCCGCCGCCGUCUUCCUGCUUUGCGGCUUCGACGCCAUGGAACCGGCCUUCGGCGAGGUCAACCAGCUGGGCGGCGUGUUCGUCAACGGCCGGCCGCUGCCCAACGCCAUCCGGCUGCGCAUCGUGGAGCUGGCGCAGCUCGGCAUCCGGCCGUGCGACAUCAGUCGCCAGCUGCGGGUCUCGCACGGCUGCGUCAGCAAGAUCCUGGCGCGCUACCACGAGACCGGCUCCAUCCUGCCCGGCGCCAUCGGCGGCAGCAAGCCGCGCGUCACCACGCCCGCCGUGGUCAAGCACAUACGGACGUACAAGCAGCGCGACCCGGGCAUCUUCGCCUGGGAGAUCCGCGACCGGCUGCUGGCCGACGGCGUGUGCGACAAGUUCAACCUGCCCUCCGUCAGCUCCAUCUCGCGCAUCCUGCGCAACAAGAUCGGCAACCUGGCGCCGCAGGGCCCGUACGAGUCCGGCAAGCAGCCGCCGCCGCCGCACCCUCCGCCGCCGCACCCGCCGCAUCAGAGCGCGCACCAGCACGCGCCGCAGCCCUACAACCACUUGUACUCCUACCCGGCCUCCAAAGUGCCCACGCCGCCGGGCGUGCCCGCGCUGCCGGGUCACAUGGCCAUGCACCGGAUAUGGCCCUCGUCGCACUCCGUCACAGACAUUCUGGGGAUCCGCUCCAUUACCGAGCAGCAAAACGCCGAGUGGCUGGCCCACAGCGAGCAGCUGUGUCACGGCAGCCAGCAUCCCGGCCUCCCGGCGGCCCACCACCCGAGCGUCAGCCUCCACGGGGUCCAGCGGCACCACGUCGGCCUCUGUGACCGCACGCACAUGGCCGCCGCCGCCGCCGCCGCCGCUGCCGCCGCCGCCGCCGCCGCCGGCCAGUGGCAGCUGUGACGGCGGCCGCCGGACCUCCCCGGGCCGCGACGUCACCCGCCCGGCGGUCGCGGCUUCCGCCUGGUCUCCCCGAUGACUUUUUGGUCCCCCUAAAUGAAGGACUACAGGAUUUUAUUUUCAUUUUUUUUGGGCUGUUCCUCGACGUAAUUGUCGACGUGGCCGCGAACGCACCACGGAAUACUCGGCCACAGGUGGACCAAAAGCCGUCAUUCCACGCGCAUGCGCUGAACUUCACCAAUCGGCACUCCGGACAGAAGAGGGGGGAAAGAUGUUGCAUUCAGGGUGCUUCUUAAUAAUUGUAUUUUUAUUUUUUUAAAUUUUUUUUUUUUUUACUUUUGUAUGAGUUUCCUGUAUUACAGCAGCGAUUCCCAACCUUUGAGCCAAGGCACACAUUCUACUUCGGGGGGAACCAGGGGGGGUUUCAAGACCUUCCUCCCCUCAUGACAAUGAAUAAGAUCUAACUUUUUACUAAAUACAUAUAACUACCAACAUUGCAAGCAAGCCUCACAUAUGUUGUAAACUAUGAAAAAUAAACCUGAAAUGUCCAACAUCUUCCAAAGUAUAUAUAAAUAUAAAUAUAAAUAUAUAAAAGUAAGGACGGGCAAGUACCACUCCCAGCCGUAUUUCAAGGUAACGGGUACUCACUACGGCUGCAGAUACCCGCCACUGAUAGUUAGGGCAAAAAAAUAAAUAAAAUCUGACAUUAAGUCCUCCUGGCCGGUAGUUGGCGCUACACCACAUCAGCGAAUCUUCACAAUUCACCGUCAUCGUGUUCACUGAAAUUUGAUGUACAAAAAGUACGAGUGGCAUCUGUACUCGCUAUCAGCGAGUACUCAAGAGUGAAUACUCGUACCGGUAUCGGUCUGAAAAAAGUGGUAUCGAACACCUCAAGAAUCGCUGACACCUCAGUCCGGCGUCCAUCAUCCCGUAGCUCGUCGGGUGGCCUCAUGAGGGUAAUCGGGGGGUUUCCGCUCGUGUCUCUGAUACGGACCGACGUCAGCCGUCUGUCGCAGCGCCCGCUGGCCGGGGCCCUAUGCGGGGGAUUCCCGACAGUCGUCGCGGUGUCGAAAGCGGUGGCUUUGUUCUGUCAUUGAUAAGAGCCACCGGCAGUCGUCCGUCACCCCCACAAUCGCCCGAGUUUCACGUCGUAUUGCGUCACAAAAAUUAGAUGCGCAAGUUAAUUACAGUAUGAACCUUCUGCCAUCUAGUGGAUGAGCACUUCAUUGUUCUUCCCAUCGCUAAACUGGACGUCACUGGCAUAAAUUGCCGGCGUCGUUCAACAAUUUGUGGGCCAACUGAGGGAAUUUGGAGUAUUUCCCCCUGCGCACUGGUUGGGAAUCACUGCAUUACAGAGCAUCGUUUUCCUCACCGCCUACCCCCCCCCCCCCCCAUCAUGUUUAUUAUUAUUAUUUAUUAGAUUAAAAGGUACGUUGAAUGAAGUGCAAUUAACCGCCGUAAAGACUUACAAUUGGCGUAUGUACUUACAGUAAUGUCGUUGCCGGACUUGUCGGCAGUGACGACUGACACGUGAUGUUGCACAAUGAAAUUGAAUGUAUCUUAUUAAAUUGCUUGGAUGUUUUGCAACUUUGGUAUUUGGCGCUUUAUUGUGAAGGGAAACGGCGACGUCAGAGCGACAUCAGUUUUUUUUAACGGCACAGAAAUUCUUUUAAAGUUGCCUGCAGUUUAAACGUCGACAAUUGUUUCAUUUUGAAGGGGAGAAGCUACAAAAGAGCUUUUGAAAAUGAUCAGACUAAUUCUGCAGUGGUUUCUCAAUUUGUUUUUUGUUUUUACAUUUUAUUUCGAAGGGGAGUAGCUGGAAACAUGCUGGGGCUAAGACUUCUUGAUUAUUUUAUUUUGAAAGACUGACGGCGCAGUCAUUCCUCAAUUUUCGGAAAUCUUAUUUUGAAGAGGAGAAAAUACAAAUGCUACAGGGAUUCCACAAAGAGAUGCAAAUUGCUGCCUGUUUUCUCAUCUUUUUUGUAAUUUUAUUUUGAAGGAGGGAAGAUAGAAACAUGCUUGU
Phyllopteryx taeniolatus (common seadragon) is the source of this 3277-nucleotide messenger RNA. RefSeq names its product paired box 9 (gene pax9). NCBI's taxonomy places the organism in Eukaryota, Metazoa, Chordata, Actinopteri, Syngnathiformes, Syngnathidae. The transcript is spliced from 3 exons. Gene Ontology annotation, molecular function: DNA-binding transcription factor activity, RNA polymerase II-specific; RNA polymerase II cis-regulatory region sequence-specific DNA binding. Bases 16 to 1257 code for a protein of 413 amino acids. The record is from RefSeq and is a predicted model, not a curated record. Gene Ontology annotation, biological process: regulation of transcription by RNA polymerase II; anatomical structure development.